AUGCCUUCAAUCAACAUCUUCUUCUUCAUCUUCGCCCUCUGGUUCCUCCGACGGCCUACGUCCUCGUCGGCCUUCACCUUGAAGCUUGUCCACCGCGACUCCCCCGACUCCCCUCUAUACCAGCCGAACCUCACAACCGCGCAAUGCUUCCUCAAGCAUGCCAAGAUCUCCCUCGCGCGCGCCUCCCAUUUCGACAUCCACGCCUCCAUCCGCCUCCCGGCAAAGCACGAUCCCAUCUUCACGGCGGAUUUAUACAUCGGCACCCCCGCCGUCAAGAGGACUCUCGUCUUCGACACCGGCAGCAGCCUCACGUGGAUGCAAUGCAGCCCCUGCACGCGCUGCUUCAAGCAGAACGACCCUGUCUUCGAACCGAAGAAGUCGAGCAGCUACAAGCCGAUCAGCAAAAAGCACCCCCUUGCCAAAAGCUUCCAGUGCUCUUUCUUCGGUAGCGGCUGCAGCUACUCCACCAGCUACUACAGUGGCCAGUUCUCAAAGGGCCCUGCCGCAACCGAAACGUUCACGUUCGACAGCAGUUUGAAACGGCCCGCAUCCGUGAAAAACCUCGUUUUCGGCUGCGGGACCUCCAACGGCGGGCCUUACCCGCCGGAAGUUAGCGGGAUAAUUGGGAUGGACAAGGAUCCAACGUCCUUCCCUCGACAACUCGGUGCAUCGAUCAAGAACCGGUUCUCCUACUGCCUCUCCCCGAACACAGCCUCGUACGUAAGGUUCGGUGACGAGGCGGUGAUCCAGGGGAGGAAUGGGCAGAGGACGCCGAUCGUCGAGACGAGCAACAAAUGGAGCGCCACGAACUACGCCCUCCCGCUGAUGGAUCUCAGCAUCAACGGGAAGAGGCUCGGGGCGAGAUUCCCCAAGGGAAUCUACAUAGAUUCUGGAUACUCAUUAAGCCUACUAGAAACAAGUGUGUUUAUUGCAGUGAAAAAUUUUCUUUUAUGUGAGGACGCGACCUUACCGACGAUGGUGUUUCAUUUUAAGGGGGCUGAUUUGGAGGCGCCGCCGCCAAAUCUGUUCAUCUUUUUGGAGAAGAAUGUGUUCUGUUUUAUGGCGUUGGAGUCGAAAACAAUAUCCAUUUUGGGGGCGUUUCAGCAGAGGAAUAUCAGGUUUGUGUAUGAUUUGCAGCAAAAGAUGCUGUCAUUUGCUCAUGAGGACUGUUCUAAAGACUUUCAGCUUGGUGGCUGA
Messenger RNA from Salvia hispanica, 1197 nucleotides. The record is from RefSeq and is a predicted model, not a curated record. NCBI's taxonomy places the organism in Eukaryota, Viridiplantae, Streptophyta, Magnoliopsida, Lamiales, Lamiaceae.